AUGUCGUGGUCUGAAAACUCGGACGAUAUCCGUAUCCGGAUCGAACCGAUAACAUUGCAGUACGAAGUUCCGGUCGUUGGACGUCAGACCAGCACCCAUUUCAUCAAGAACGAAAGCACCGUACCAGUAGCGAUCAAGAUGAUGACGUCGCGAUUUGAGCAAUUUCAGAAACUGAUCGUCAAGUGCAAGCCGUUUGAUUUCAACGCCGAAGAACACAGGAACGAUCGUGUCGCUGUCGGCUACUGCAGAGCUCCAAAGGGGGUGCAGAACGCGGCGCGUUUCUGCCAAACAUCCCAAGUUUGGAAAGUACUCACGAUGACAAUAGUUUAUAAAGGAAAAGUACAAAAGGCAAAGGAACCGGCCACUCGGCAGUCGGCACCCGCGUUGACUCCUGACAUGAAUCGCCCAAGUCCUAUAUGUCGGAAAACUGCCACAUCUGUUGCAUCCAGCGAAAGCGACGAAAAAAACUACGCUGUACCACCGUUCGACGUCCGAAAGCAAUGUGGCACUACCUGGCCGACUGCAAAGGCAGAGAACACAAAACGCACAUGGCACGCCUGCAAGCAAGGACAGCUCAGAUAG
This is a messenger RNA of Soboliphyme baturini, 582 nucleotides long. The record is from the annotation of a GenBank genome assembly. NCBI's taxonomy places the organism in Eukaryota, Metazoa, Nematoda, Enoplea, Dioctophymatida, Soboliphymatidae.